CAGUGGCUGCUGGGUGCUGAGUGUAUCGCAAGUAGGCAGCCAGCAUAAGCACUGACGGCUGGCAGGCAGGCAGGCAGCAAGCAGCAGCUCCUCGUUGGAUUUGACUGUAAUAAAACACGGCUUAUUUGGACCUGAUUUUUUAAAAUGUUGUUGGAGGAGGACCGAGCCCAGACUGGCAGGUUCAGACCCAGCUGCUGAAGACUGGACCUGGACUGCUGUGUUUUAAUAAAAGGGAGGCAGCUGUAGGGGCGUGUCCCAGCGCUCUCGGGGCUGGGAUCGAUUGGCCUGCUGGUGGGCGUGGCCGGCGGCGGACUGGCUCCUCCCCCUCCCGGCGGCAGCGUGCGCUCCCAGCCGCCCCCCUGCACUCCGCGCUCGCCCGGCCUGCGUGCCCGAGCCCAUGCCCCCGGCUCCUCGCACUCCUCCAACGCCAUGUGCGUCCCGCACACCAUGGAGGCGGGCAAGCACUGCACGAGCCAGGGCGAGGGCAGCCGCGGCGGGGUGCCGCUGGAGCCGUUCGUCCACCAGGUCGGCGGCCACACCAGCAUGAUGCGCUACGACGAUCACACCGUCUGCAAGCCGCUCAUCUCCCGCGAGCAGCGCUUCUACGAGUCGCUGCCCCCCGAGAUGAAGGAAUUCACCCCGGAGUACAAAGGUGUGGUGCUGGUGUGCUUUGAGGGCGACUCUGACGGCUACAUUAACCUGGUAGCGUACCCGUACGUGGAGAGCGAGGGCCUGGACCACGAAGACCUGCCUGAGAGGGACCAACCGCGCCGGAAACACUCGCGCCGCAGCCUGCACCGCUCCAGCAGCGACCAUAAGGAGGACCGACCGGCUCACGAGAGUGACAGCACUGAGAAUCUCCAGGAGCUGAAGAGCCCCCGCCUGGACCUUCAGAUCCACUCCGACGUGCCCUUCCAGAUGCUGGACAGCAACAGCGGCCUGAGCUCAGAGAAGAUCAGCCACAACCCCUGGAGCCUGCGAUGCCACAAGCAGCAGCUCAGCCGGAUGCGAUCUGAGUCAAAAGACAGGAAGCUGUACAAAUUUCUUCUGCUUGAGAACGUGGUGCACCACUUCAGCUACCCCUGCAUCCUGGACCUGAAGAUGGGGACACGGCAGCACGGGGACGACGCGUCUGAGGAGAAGGCCGCUCGCCAGAUGAAGAAGUGUGAGCAGAGCACCUCCGCCACUCUGGGUGUGCGAGUGUGUGGGAUGCAGGUCUUCCAGAUGGACACGGGCCACUACCUUUGCCGCAACAAGUACUACGGCCGAGGCCUGUCCAACGAAGGCUUCAGCCAGUCGCUCUACCAGUACAUGCACAACGGCGCCCAGCUGCGCAAGGACCUGUUUGAGCCCAUCCUAAACAAGCUGCGCAACCUCAAAGCCGUGCUGGAGUGCCAGGCCUCGUACCGCUUCUACUCCAGCUCUCUGCUCAUCAUCUACGAGGGGAAGGAACCCGAGCCAGCCGAGCCGCCCUCAGAGAAGGAGCAGCCCCUGAUCGGCCAGACCGCCCCCCAGAACCCUUCCCUGCUUUUACAGGAGCGUCCUCCACCUCCACCACUCCCUCCUCCGCCGUCGGAACCGCACGGCCGCCCGCCUCCCAGCGUGGACGUGCGUAUGAUAGACUUCGCCCACAGCACCUUCAAAGGCUUCCGCGACGACCAAACGGUGCACGACGGGCCCGACCGAGGCUACGUUUUCGGACUGGAGAGCCUCAUCAACAUCUUGGAAGCGAUACGAGAGGAGAACCAGUAGCUAAAGGCCUCCCCUCUCCAUCCCUUCUCGUCCGCCAUCUUUGUAAUGGCCGUUAAAACCCACCACCCUACAAACCCCACCACCCGCCCACUUGCUUUCAUCCCUCUCAUCCUCCACAUUCGACACAACGUGCUCAACGUACUCUUGAUGUGAUGGUCACAGAGACUGAGAAAACUGUGACUGUGAAAAACAUUUGAUUUUCAGAGACACAUUGGUACAUGCAGGAGCUGCGGAGGAACCACAGAAGAACCUCAGAGGAACUACGAGCGUUCACAUCGCGAGGGUCUGUUUUUGUAACGCUCCAGAGCGGCGUCUGAGGGGGUGGAGUGGAGGUGACCUUUGCAAAGGGUCUUUACAGUACACGGCCCCCACCUUCAGGACAGAAAUGGCAGGACAACAACACAACAACAGCCCCCUCCACUCUGCAGAAGAAGAAAAAGAAGAAGAAGAGAGGGGACUGCUUUCUUUUCUCGUCUGUGUCCUGUGGAUUCGUCGCCACCAUGUGGCCAGCUGAAGAAUUGCAGUCAGGAGAUUUAAGCAGGCAGCCACAGCUCAGGGCAAGUCCAGGGUCAGGUCCUCUUCACAGAUUGAGGAGGGGGCGUUGCAGGGAAAGCGUCUGUCUGACUGUCUGUCAGUCUGUCUGUCUGUUUGAUUAUCUGUCUAUAAGUCUAUGAGUCUAUCUGUCUGUCUGUUUGUUUAUAAGUCUGUCUGUCUGUCUGUCUGUGUGUGUGUGUGUGUGUGUGUGUGUGUGUGUGUGUGUGUGUGUGUGUGUGUGUGUGUGUGUGUGUGUGUGUGUUUUAUAUGUGUGCAUAAGUGAGCGAAUGGAGUAUAGAUAAAAGAAAAGAAAAGAAAGAGAGAGCGAGAAAGAGAGAGAGAGAGAGAGAUUGUGUUGGUUGGGGAUUAUAUGGCGGAUUAUAUAUAAUUCCCCGACGUCAGUAUUCCUAAAGGGAGCAGUUUUUGCUCGUUAUGUUUUGUUUUUUUUUGCGAAAGCUUUACUGUAAAAAAUAAGGAGAGGUGGUAGAGAUGAUGAUGACGCUUACCUGGCCUCGCUCAGGCCACGCCCACUCUCCUUCCGUCUGUACAAUAAUAUUAAUAAUAAUAAAAGGAUAAGAAGGUGAAGUUCGCCUUUUGGCAACAACAUUUACCAUACAUAAUGAGACUGUGUGAUAAAAAAAAAAAAUUAUCACAUUUGAGGUCACAUGCUUUUAUGCUUUUUUUUUUUUUUAAUUUUGCCUGUUUGUUUGUUUCAGUUUUUUUUUUUAAAUGAUGUUGCUGUUUCUGUAGCCCUUUUAUUUACUUAUUCACUUCAGUUAGAGCCAACAUUGUGUUUUAGCUUUUUCUUUUUUUUUUAUAGCUUUUUACACUUAUUUUUUUGGUUUUUCUCUUUUCUUUUCUUUUUUUGUAAUAAUAAUAAUUAUUAUAAAAGUGUCCCUCUUUGGUUUAUGGUAGUACUGACAGUCCUAGGCAUGUCAAUGGGACAGUAUAGUAUGUUUAUCCAUAUGUUUGUCACCCUCAUCAUUAUUAUUAUUAUUAUUAUUAUUAUUAUUAUUAUUAUUAUUAUUAUUAUUAUUAUAAUCACUGUUGUGUUGAUGUUUCAAAGUCUGUCAAAUAUGGUUAUGCUGAAAGUUAACCAUCCUAUCUUUUGCACUGUAGACUAUGUUUGGAACGCAUCCGACAGCAUGGUUUUCCCAUCAUUUCUUUCCCUCAAGAGCUUUUCAUUCUUGAGAACAUCAGAAAUAAUCCACACUGACUUUACGUCACAGUGAUCCUUUAUCCACCUCCAUCAGCACAUGUAGCAAUGCAAUUUAUAUACAUGAAAAAAUAUUUAUAUACAUAAUAUAUAUAUAUAUAUAUAUUUAUACAUAUAUACAGCUCUGGAAAAAAAUAAGAGGUCACUUCAGUUUCUGAAUCAGUUUCUCUGAUUUUGCUAUUUAUAGGUUUAUGUUUGAGUAAAAUGAACAUUGUUGUUUUAUUCUAUAAACUACAGACAACAUUUCUCCCAAAUUCUAAAUAAAAAUAUUCUCAUUUAGAGCAUUUAUUUACAGAAAAUGAGAAAAGUCUGAAAUAAAAAACAAAAAAGAUGCAGAGCUUUCAGACCUCAAAUAAUGCAAAGAAAACAAGUUCAUAUUCAUGCAGUUUUAAGAGUUCAGAAAUCAAUAUUUGCUGCAAUAACCCUGGUUUUAAAAUCUCAUCGCAUCAUAUUCUCCUCCACCAGUCUUACACACUGCUUUUGGAUAACUUUGUGCCUUUACUCCUGGUGCAAAAAUUCAGGCUUGUGAUCAUCCAUCUUCCUCUUGAGUAUAUUCCAGAGGUUUUCAUUUGGUAAAAUCAAAGAAACUCAUCAUUUUUAAGGGUUCUCUUAUUUUUUCCAGAGCUUUAUAAAGAAAAGACUAAAGAAGACUAAAGAAAAAAUCCUAACGCCACCUUUCCUCACCGUUUAGCUCGUCGUGUCCCCUUGCCGUCACCGUGGGCGGAGCCUCGUCUCCUCGUAGUUUCACCGUGGUUAGGGUGUUCUCUGUGUAGGUGGAACAGUUGCACUGUAGCCAUUACCCUUUUUGAUGACAAUUAUUGAUGGAAUAAUAAUUUUUUAUUUAUUUUUAUGUUUUUUUUUUCUCUCCCCCUCUCUGGCACAUCACAGGCCCCGGCGGGUCGUAUUUUUGUAUUGAAAUGCAUAUUAAUACAUGCAUAUACUGUAUUGGUAUUACCAGUGUAGUAUUGUUGUUAUAUUGUGUACACAACCAAACCCGACCCGACCUCCACCUUUACUCCACUCCCCCAGUUACUAUAGAGAUACCUCUCCUGGUAAUAUUUGUAUUAUAUUAUAUAAUAUAAGUCACUGACUGAGGGGCCAUCAGCCAUAUUAAUGUGUCUAGAUUAUAGAUUAGAUUAACUGUCCUAUUAUAUUUCCAAAAAGGAACGUCAUUGGUCAAUGAUGUGUCAUUUCUAUUUGCUCCACCAAAGACAAACGGAGCCUUGCAAGAAAUGUGGGGUUUUUGUUUUAGUCUCUUCACUUUUUCAGCCAUAAAAUUAUAAUAUUAAGAGAAUAUGGACACUGAAAUGGAAAUGUAUGCUUGGAUGCUUUGAAAGAUAGAUAUAAAUACAAGGUCAUUUACUUUAUAUGUGUAUAAAUAUAAGUCAACAUGUACUUGGGUCAGGUCUCUAAGUCACGUAGCAGGAUUGGGAUGCACAAAGUGGCCUAGUGGUUUAAAGCGCUGCCACUAUGAUCGGGAGAUUGCUGGUUCGAAUCCUGGGCAUGCAGCUUGCCAUCUGCUGUCGCAGCCCCGAGAGAGCACAAUUGGCCUUGCUCUCUCUUGGUGGGUACAGUACAGUAGAUGGAGCUUUCUCUUUCCCCUCAUCACUCCUAGGGUGACGUGGAUCAGCAAAAGGCUGCGUCUGUGAGCUGAUGUAUCAGAACCGAGUCGCUGCGCUUUCCUCCGAGCGUUAGCGCUGUGAUGCUACUCUUCACAUGUGUCGUUUGCUAGUCAAAAUGCUAGUCAAAAUUUUAGGCUAAAUUGGGAGACAAUUUUUUAAUUAUAAAUAAUCUUUAGUAAUUUAUAGAAAUGUAUAUAUAAUAAAUUAUAUAUAUUUGUUCUUAAAGGUAUAUAGAGCUCUACUUUCUGCUCAGAUUCAGUCAGUCAAACAAUGUAAAAUUUGAGGGGAUAAUGUAUCGCAGUACAUUAGUAGAUCAUAACCCUUAAAAAACGUAUGUUUUACAUGUAUAAAGUAAAUGACUUUGCAAAAAGUCCAUAUUGCUGUGUAUGUUCUUACAAUAAUACAUAUUUUUCAGAUAUCGGACAGAAAAAAUGGGUCAGUGUUCACAUAAGCACUUCACAGUGGGACGGCAAAAUGUAGAAUGUGCAAAACUAGAUUUGCUUACUAUUGGCACCGUUGACUGUCCCAGUCUGAAGUGUUUUGUGAGUUUUGUCUAAGAGGAAAAGCUUGGUCAAAGAAGCUAAUGUUACUAAAAGCGAAAAAGGGAAUCUGCAGCCUCUUGUGUCUGUUUAAGGGACUGGGAUGAAGUUGACGUGGCCUCGUCUGUGGCGGAUGUUCCUGGUCUUUCCAUAGAUGUGAGGUAGAACCUGUAGAGAAAAAUCUAUCACCCAAAAAGUUUCUUUAUUUCCCCUUUUGUUGUUGUUGCAUGGAUGGAUAUUUUUUUAAGGAAAAUAUAUGACAUCUUUGAAUGUGUUAUUAAAAAACAUUUAUUUAAGAAAA
Molecule: messenger RNA, 5964 nt
Organism: Astyanax mexicanus (Mexican tetra)
Lineage: Eukaryota; Metazoa; Chordata; Actinopteri; Characiformes; Acestrorhamphidae
Gene: ip6k1
Product: inositol hexakisphosphate kinase 1
Exons: 6
Coding region: 430-1752 (440 amino acids)
Biological process (GO): phosphatidylinositol phosphate biosynthetic process; inositol phosphate biosynthetic process
Cellular component (GO): cytoplasm; nucleus
Molecular function (GO): inositol hexakisphosphate kinase activity
Source: RefSeq, a predicted model, not a curated record